Messenger RNA from Cylindrotheca closterium, 3366 nucleotides. The record is from the annotation of a GenBank genome assembly. NCBI's taxonomy places the organism in Eukaryota, Bacillariophyta, Bacillariophyceae, Bacillariales, Bacillariaceae.
AUGGAGCCCCGUGCUGCUGUGAAUGUCUUUGACGAUCAAGAGACUUUGAGAUUAUAUUCCAUCAUGGGGGAUGAAGAAUCGACGGGGACUUAUGACCAGAUGGUUGAGGAAGUGGGAAAGGUGUCUGCACUCUUACAGGAGACUAGAGAAACUCUAAAGAUGACUCAAGACAGACUGGCAGAAUCCGAGCGAAAGUCAGAAAUUCUCGAGAUAAGGUUACAGGCCGAAGAGCAAGAAUUAGAACUCAUGAACAGAGAGAAUGAAAUUCUUACUAAUGAGGAACAUAGUCUCCGUGAAGAAGUGAAUAGACUUCAAGCCGCUGCGGAGAACCAACCUCCACCACAACGUCCUAUGAAUCCAGCAACUGAGAGUCGGUUGAAAAAAGCUGUGGAUCUCCUCAACAAGGAUCUUAUUGAGGCCAAAAAGCAGCUCGAGACGACACAGAUUGAAUUGAUCAAACAAAAGAGUACCUCUGAGCAGUUAGAACGAAUCAAUUCGAAACUUCGAAAUCGUAGCAAUCGUUUCGGCGGCACCUCCUCAGGUGGAACUCUGUUGCAACAACAUGAAUUGAAGGAAGCGCAGAUGCAAGCAUCUGAUUUGCUCGAAGAAAAUGCUACGCUACGACAGCAAGUAAUACUCGAAAAGAAAAAGGUCGAAGUGCUAGAAGAGAAAAGGGCCGAAGAACGAAGGCAGGCAGAAAAACAGGCAGAACAACAGAGCAAGUUGGAUGACAACGCCAGAGAACGGAUCCGCUUUGAUGAGAGAGAGGCAACAACUAAGGCUUUGACUCGCAAACUGCGAAAGGAGAUCUCCAGUGAAAUUGGCGCCAAGAAGGACAGAGAAAUAACAAUUCUACGAGAGCAACUCAAGAGAGCAUUUAAAGACAAAGAAGCGCUGGAGGUCAAAGUUCGAAGCCAAGAAGCAGCCGUGAAAGAAACUGAUAAGCUCCGCCAAGAAGUAUCAAGGGCAGAGUACGAAAUUUCAAGAUUGCAUGAGAUCAUUGACCGGACACGAGAACAAAGUGAGACCGCGAUAAACGAGCUGGAAUCCAAAUUUCGAAUGCAAGUUCAUGCCAUGCAAGAACAGCAAGCAAGGGAGAAAUGGGCAAAGAUCACGGAGAUGAGACAGCAAGUCUACCAGGAACGAGAACAUGAACUCAUUGAUUACCAGCAUCGACUACAAUCGUUGACCGACGAAACAAGUAGAUUACUGGAACAGGCCGAAAUCGAUAAGGAGCAAUACGGACGGCAGAUUCACGAAAGUAUCGAAUCGGCCAAACAAGAAGAGAUUGAUGCGAUGAACCGUGAACUGACUCAUUUCAGGCGUGAAGCCGAAGCUCUCCGGGAGAGUGCGGCACACGACAAGGAAAUGCUAUUGCAAGAAUUCCAUGAAAAGUUGGAAAAAGAAAAACGCUCCAAGGUAGUCGACAAAGAAUCUCAAGUUCAGUCGCUUGUUGCAGAAGUCAAGUCUUUGGAGAAGCAAUGCGAAUCUCUACACAGAGAAGGAGACGAGAUGACCAGUGAAAUCAAGUCCCUGAGGGGGGAAAAGAAGACGACAGUGGAACAGUUGAGGCAAAGUGAGAUGAAUCUGAAGGCUUCCAAGGGCGAGAUUAUUAACCUCAAACGUCGAAAUGAAACCCUUCGAACCAGUAUCCAAGAAUACGAAAAGGUUGUUGAUUCAAGAGACGAAGAGCUCCAGGAGACUAAAAAAGUCCUUCAAAGUAGUAGGGUGAAUGGAUCAGCAAAGCUGAAAGAUCGCGAAAUAAAACAUUUGAAUGGGCGUGUUGAAGCGCUGAGUCUUCUUGUACACAGGCAUGAGCAAGAGCGAGAUCAGCUCGUUGACCAACUUGGGAAGACAAAACGCUGGGCUAGUAGCCUUGGACCAGAUUCAAAAGACUAUUACUAUUUUCUCUGGACGACAGAGAUUGCAAAGUUGGAAAGAGUGCUGAAGAAAUGCCAUAGCCCUGUCGUGGAACCACAGAGUUCCUUCGAUCAACCAGACGACGAAGCAACUAUGGACCAAGAGACCAAGUUACGAGAUCAGCUUGUAAAGUGUGCAUUGGAAGAGACCGAUUCCUUGAGUCCACCACCUGAUAUCAUCACGACAGACGAGACCUCCGAAUCUAUGAAGGAGCAGCUCCAAUCGGCAAGAGAUGCAGUCUUUCGCCUGAAUGCUGAGGUAAAGAAACUCGCUUCUGCUCUUGUCAUUGCGAAAGGAACGCCUCCAAGUUCUCCAGAUCAGAGUACGCAUAAUGUAAGCUACGUUGACGGUCAUGACGCCAAACAGAAUCCGAGGGCGCGACAAGUGGACAUGAAAGUCGAGGAGGUCAUUUCAGAGCUUGAGGACUUCUUUGCAGCGCUAGAAACCGCAGAAGAUAAGAAUUCUGAGCACGCAGAGGUUCUGGAAGGAUUGUUGGGAACCGCCGCCAGAGAAAGCUUGAAAAUCUGUAAACGAAUUCACGAAAGUGAUCAACGGAGUCGUUUUCACUUGUCCCGGAUUGGUGAGGACAAUGUAGUCAGUGCGAAGCAUACCACACUUUCAGAGUCUUCACGGAAAGAGAACGCACGGAUAUCUCGCGAAUUCCAAGGCACUCUGAAGCAGCUUAGAGAAACUUUACAAAGCUGGAAAAUGCAUAACUCGGGAACAAAAAAUCAAAUUGAUGUGGUCAAGAGUAAGCUUGGAAUGCAUCGGAUACGUGAAGAUACCAAGUCUCAAGGCCAUCAUCGCGAGGAUCAAAUCUACUUUGAUGGUGCUUCAAGCAGCCCAGGAAUUUCGGGGACUGCAAUUAACAACGAUGGUGCCAAGGCCAUGGAUUUUGAGGCUCCGGCCGACGAGGAAAACUGUGAUAACGUGGCAGCUACUCGCCAGAAGCCUGUGCAAAAGAAUACGGUAAAUCCAGAAUUCGAUCACAUAUACAUUGCAGAGCAGUCAGGGGAUGCAGUGGAACAGCAAGUCGAGGAGUCAGGAGAUGCAAUGGAACAGCAAGUCGAGGAUCAUCCCGCAGAAGCCUGGGAUGUUCGAGACGAUCCCUCGUGCGAAUCAGAUCAAACAGAGACCUCAUGUUCAACAAACCCAAUGACAACACAAGCACUUCUCCAUCUGCCAAACCGUUCAUUGAUUGCACGGAGGUUUUGGCAUGGAGCGUCUGUCGACAAGUCACUUCAAAACACUACAGACCAACAGAAGACAACGACGAUUCUGGUAUCGACAACUUGCAGUGCAGACAAAACAAGUCAUGACCAGGAUUUGCACAUCAUCCUUGCCGACACCAAGGAGAAUCAACUCAGAGAUCAAGCAGCCAAUAUCAGUACAGUCUACAGCAUGGAUACCCUGGAUUCAACUGGUGACAAGCCAUUUGAUUGCUGA